UGGACCCCGCUAUGCUCCGUCGCCUGGAGAAACGUAUCCUGGUACCAUUGCCGGGGAAGGAGGCGCGGGAGGCAAUGUUCCGGCACCACCUCCCGGAGUGCAUCACGGACCUUCAGGACGUAGGCCACACCAUCACCACGCAUCUGGAGUGUGAGCGGCUGGCAAAGAUGUCCGAGGGCUACAGCGGGUCGGAUCUGCAGGUGGCGUGCCGGGAAGCCUCCAUGGGCUGUUUAAGAAAGGGGUUCAACGUGCUGGAAGACCAUUCAGUUGAGGACUCGGAGCUGCCGGAGCUUAAGCUGGACGCCAUCAAGAUGCCAGACGUGGAAGCGGCGUUGCAGAAGACCAGGCCGACACAGAGCGACUCGCAGCUGUACCUGGAGUGGCACGCCAAGUACGGCUCGGCGUGAGGCGCGCGGAGGGCUGCCGAGGGACCUGACA
Messenger RNA from Eriocheir sinensis (Chinese mitten crab), 438 nucleotides. Its product is annotated as katanin p60 ATPase-containing subunit A-like 2. Lineage: Eukaryota; Metazoa; Arthropoda; Malacostraca; Decapoda; Varunidae. The transcript is spliced from 3 exons. Gene Ontology annotation, molecular function: ATP hydrolysis activity. Bases 12 to 407 code for a protein of 131 amino acids. The record is from RefSeq and is a predicted model, not a curated record.